GUUAAGUGUAGCCAACCGUUAACGGAGCCAAAAUUAAAAUGAAAUUCUUUGUUGCUAUUGCCUUCGCCGUUAUUGCCAGCGUUGCUGCUGAUGUCAGCCACCUGAGCAACACCUACCUGCCACCAUCGGCUGCUGCUAGCUCCGUCUCAUCCGAGUACCUGCCCCCAAGCUACUCGUCAGCUGCAUCUGCUCCCAGCGUGAUCUACGCUGCACCUACCAGCUCGGUCUCCUCCUACUCAGCACCUGCCCGUUCCGUCUCUUCAUACUCCUCGGCUCCAGUUGCUGCCGCUUCGUACUCAGCACCCACAUACUCAGCUCCAGCUGUAUCGUACUCGGCUCCAGCACGUUCCGUUUCUUACUCGGCUCCAGCUGCAUCUUACUCAGCUCCAGUUGCUGCUGCUUCGUACUCUGCCCCAACAUACUCAGCUCCAGCUGCAUCCUACUCGGCUCCAGCUCGUUCCGUUUCAUACUCAGCUCCAGCUGCAUCUUACUCAGCUCCAGUUGCUGCUGCUUCGUACUCAGCCCCAACAUACUCAGCUCCAGCUGCAUCCUACUCGGCUCCAGCUCGUUCCGUUUCCUACUCAGCUCCAGCUGCAUCUUACUCAGCUCCAGUUGCUGCCGCUUCGUACUCGGCCCCAACAUACUCAGCUCCAGCUGUAUCCUACUCGGCUCCAGCUCGUUCCGUUUCUUACUCAGCUCCAGUUGCGGCCGCUUCGUACUCAGCCCCAACAUACUCAGCUCCAGCUGCCUCUUACUCGGCUCCAGUCGCUGCCGCUUCACACUCAGCUCCCUCUUACUCUGGUGUUGACACCGCUUACGGUGCCAACGGUGGUUACAUCUACCGCAAACGUCGUUAG
Molecule: messenger RNA, 857 nt
Organism: Bactrocera neohumeralis
Lineage: Eukaryota; Metazoa; Arthropoda; Insecta; Diptera; Tephritidae
Product: cuticle protein 16.5-like
Exons: 2
Coding region: 39-857 (272 amino acids)
Biological process (GO): positive regulation of transcription by RNA polymerase II
Cellular component (GO): RNA polymerase II transcription regulator complex
Molecular function (GO): transcription coactivator activity
Source: RefSeq, a predicted model, not a curated record